ACAACAUAAAACAAAGGAACGAUAACAGAGGAAAGCAAGAAAGCAAGAAAGCAAGAAAGCAAGAAAGAGGCCACCGACCGAAACAGAGAAGUUUGUUUCUGGAAGGGAAUUUUUGGGCGAAAGGGAUACCAACAUAAAUCCUAAAUGGCAAAUCAGUCUUCUUCUUCAGCCUCUAUAAUUCUCUGUGCAUCUUUCAAUCAAGAUAACAGUUGCUUUGCCAUUGGAACUAGGGAUGGAUUCAGGAUAUUUGACUCCAAUACUGGGAAAGUUUUUUAUGAAAGAGCCAUUGGAGCUUUUAGCAUUGUUGAAAUGCGGUAUAAUUCAAGCCUUCUCGCCAUAGUAGGAGCGGGAGAGCAGGCAUCAUUGUCCCCACGUCGGCUCUGCUUGUUCAAUACUAUGACUGGAACUGCACUUAGAGAGCUAAAUUUCUUGACAUCAAUUCUUGCUGUUCGUGUAAAUCGGAAUAGGCUUGUUGUAGUUUUGCAAGAAAAGACAUACAUAUAUGAUUCGAACAGUCUUGUCAUCCUUGACACAAUUGAUACUGUGGCAAAUGCAAAAGUCUUUUCAGGGCUUUGUGCAUUUUCUCCUAGUUUGGAUAGUUGUUAUUUGGCUUUUCCAGCAAGUACGACAAAAGGAUCUGUGUUGGUAUAUAAUGUGAUGGAACUCCAUUCGCAUUGUGAGAUAGAUGCCCAUCGUUCACCAUUGGCAGCGAUUGUACUUUCUUCCAAUGGGAUGUACAUAGCAACGGCUUCUGAACAGGGAACCUUAAUCAGAGUUCAUCUGGUUUCACAGGCAACCAAGUCAUAUAGUUUUCGAAGAGGGACAUACCCAUCAACUAUAUAUUCCUUGUCGUUUGGACCAUCUACGGAACUUCCAGAUAUUCUUAUUGCUACAAGCUCUUCGGGUUCUAUUCAUGUGUUUUUUCUUGGAUUUAUCCUAGACCAGAGAAGCAAAAGAUCAAGCAGUCUUCUUGGAUCAAUGAUUCCAAACUCGAUAAAUGAUGCCUUUGAACCGGGCUAUCACGAUGUACUUCACAAUGCAAACCCAGCAGGAGUCAAAAGCUAUGCCAUGAUUCGCAGUAUAGACAAAGUUGCCAGCACAUCUAUGUCUCAAGUUGCUACCGCUAAAGCCUGCAUUUCAAUAAUCACAUACAACGGAUACUUUCAGGAGUACAGCUUAAGUUUUGACCAUCUAAAUGAACCUUUGUGGAGUUUGGAGCGUGAAUUCAAUUUAUUAACAGUAGUUCCAGAUAAUAUCAAUAACUCGUGAUCAUAUGAGAAACUAGCUUUGAACAUUCAUCAGUUCAACUGCAUUGAAGUGCACGAAGGACUGACAAAACGAAGUUGAUGAAGGGAACAUUUGUACAGAAUGGGCCAUAAGGUAAUCUGGUGGUUGGCAUACAAAAUGGAAGAAGGCUCCAAAUUUCCAAUUUUUUUUAAUUUGGGGGGGGGUGGGGGGGUGACAUCCAGCUUCCAGUUACUUGCCGAGGAAAAGAUCUGUAUAGUGAAAAGAUGGAGGCAUUAUUUAAUAAUUAUUUUUUUUGUA
This is a messenger RNA of Macadamia integrifolia, 1545 nucleotides long. RefSeq names its product autophagy-related protein 18b. Lineage: Eukaryota; Viridiplantae; Streptophyta; Magnoliopsida; Proteales; Proteaceae. The coding region runs from base 145 to 1269 and encodes 374 amino acids. Gene Ontology annotation, biological process: protein lipidation; nucleophagy; autophagy of mitochondrion. The transcript has 11 exons. The record is from RefSeq and is a predicted model, not a curated record. Gene Ontology annotation, molecular function: phosphatidylinositol-3,5-bisphosphate binding; phosphatidylinositol-3-phosphate binding; protein binding. Gene Ontology annotation, cellular component: cytosol; extrinsic component of membrane; phagophore assembly site membrane.